Exophiala aquamarina CBS 119918 is the source of this 3177-nucleotide messenger RNA. RefSeq lists its product as uncharacterized. NCBI's taxonomy places the organism in Eukaryota, Fungi, Ascomycota, Eurotiomycetes, Chaetothyriales, Herpotrichiellaceae. The transcript is spliced from 2 exons. Gene Ontology annotation, molecular function: oxidoreductase activity. The record is from RefSeq and is a predicted model, not a curated record. Bases 1 to 3177 code for a protein of 1058 amino acids.
AUGGAUUUUGUCGAUGAAAAGCUCAAUCCGCGAGUUGAAGUUAAGAAUGUGAAGCGAUGGCUGGCUCAUGUGCUACUUACCACGACUGUUAAUCUAGUAUCAGCGCUACCAAACACAAAUUCUUCUCAAAAUGUUGAUUUUGACUUCCCCAGCGAACAUUUCUAUAAUUCGGACUUGUUUGGAGUCUCGACAGCGACCGCUAUUCAGGUACGUCCCUCUUCAGAAGCCAAGCCAGUAUAUCUGAUUGUAGAACAGCCAUCUGCCGACCUGAAACCCCUUGGAUUCAAGUCCGAUCCCUAUGGCGUAGCAGUGGAUGCCCUCAAGCUUGCGUUGGUGCAAUUAUAUCCUCCACCAGGAAGUCCACAACCAGAUCCGAAACUUCAUCCGGAGGUUGAUAAUGUUCUUAUCGGCAAUGACCAGCUCAAAAUGUUUGUAGCCCAGUAUGGAGAGGGCCAGAAUAUUGCCUUUACGAUUCUACAGCCGUCGUAUGAAGACGUGCAGGGUGCAUCGAUCUUGCUGAGCAUGAAGACUCCCUUGCUUUCCAAGGACUGCAUCUAUGCAAUGCUUAUGGUCGACCCAUGGAAUCCGAUCUAUUCGUGGAAGAGGGGAGUUCUCAUGCAAUACGUGCCAGAUAUUACCCAUCUCCCCGGGAAUUUUGAUCCAAAGGCCAGCCCACCGCAGAAAUAUGACCUGGAAGCAAAAAUUGAAGCCGCCGUCAGGGAAAGCCCUCGCUUCAAAAACGAAACAGACAGCCCCGAACGUGAGUUCAUCGCCAAUCUCGAAGAGCAACGCAAAGGAAAUUCUAGCUUCUCCAAUAGAAUGACCGACUACUUGGAGAAAGUCGCUGGACGAUUGGGCGAUCCGAAGCAAGUCAAUGCUGCAAUGAUAGAUUUUAUGACACUUGCUGAGUCUCGGAGACGAAUCUAUAGGCCAGUGCCGCUGGACGAAUUCGACCUGACACUGCCAUGGGCCACAAACUACAAUCAUGACGCCCCGUUGGAGAUGAGGCCGGAUGGCACUAUCAGUGCAAUUGCCCCUCGAGGAGUCAAGUUCUUCAGAGACUGGAUUGGUUCACUGGCAUCGUCCAACCCACAAAUGAUGCCUAGAUCUGACAAGGACGACCCUGAUGACCAUGUUGAUGGACCUAUCAUCCACAAUCAGUCAACACUGGCUGCUCGUACCGCAGCUAUUGGUUGCCAGAGCUCGCCCACUCUCCAAAAUAUUCGGAGAGGUCAAUGUCCAGUCCUAUCCUCGAGGAAACGUGCGGUAUGUCGUCCUGACCCCAGUUUUACGCAGUCUGCUAAGACCGUGAGUCCCACAUGGGAGCAUGAUAUCAAAGACCUAUUCACAAUGCCGUAUUGGAUUGAGCCAUUGGAAAAGCGAGUCCAAGUGGGGAAACACUGGGUCGGCGCAAUGAAACACUUUGGUGCUCCGAUUCCUCCCUGGACAGCCGACGCAGAGAAUUUGGGCUUGGAUAACUAUGAUCAAGUCAAGCUCCAGGCGGUCACUAUCUACCAUCAUGUUGCGUCUCGCUCAAUGCCUAUUACGAGCGAUCCGACCGAGUAUUGGCCAGGGGAUGCUCUAGAGUUACUUCGAACGUGGAUCAACCAGGGCUGUAGAAAGAGCGAAUCAGACAAUAUUUCUGCCCCUCUUGUGCCACUGGAGCGGUUUAGAACACCGCUCUUUCGAACUCGCAAAGAUAUUCGUGAACUAACUCUUAUUGAACUGUCGCAGUACAGGGCCAAGCUACGGAAUGUGCUAGGAGUAGGGUCACUGAAAUCGAAGUGGCAGGAGCUUGGUGAACUGCAACUAACUGGCGCAGAUGCUUGGUGGUGCCUGCACUAUCAAGAGGCUACAUUUUUCUGGCAUCGCUGUUAUUUGAAAUAUGUGGAAGAGCUGAUUGACUUCCCCAUUCCGUACUGGAAUGGGUUUGCAGCUGAUGCAGCUAAUCCGGAUUCUCGAUAUGCUGGGAUCCCGGAGAUCUUCCUGGAAGACACCUACACGGAUCCAGAUGGGACAACACACAAGAACCCUCUACGUUGGGCAUACAGUUAUCAGGGUAAAUCAAAAUCGAACCCCAAAACACCCUACGUUCAACGCAACCCAAUUCUCGUGAAUGGUAGGCCUAGCCAGCCUGGGCCCGCCCGUGAAGCCUGGAACAAGCAGAUCAACCUGUUCAAUCUGUACCACCAACAGAUUGUCACGUCCAUGCAACAACCCGUCUUCAGUCUUCCUCAAUACAAUCCCACUCCUCAAACUACUGCUGAAGCAGCAUGGGCGGCCCUUCCUGAAUUUCUGCAGGAAAUGCCUGACUCAGACUACACCGUCGCCUACGGCACUUUCGAUGGGCAUUUCGAGCAGGCACACGAUAAUUUCCACGGAUGGACUGGUGGUGCAGUUGGGGAAAUGGCGGAUAACACAUAUACGGCCUUCGAUCCGAUUUUCCUGUCGUAUCAUUGCAACAUGGACCGACUUUUCGAGCACUACCUGCGUUCAAAUCCUGGUACCAAGGUGACAGCGGAAUUCCCACUGCGACCGUUCGUGGAUCAGGCCCAUGCUCUAGACUUGGUCAAUCCGAAUGCUUGGGCCUACACUACCACUGGGGACGUUGCCAAACCUACCGCUGCUCUUGGCUACGUAUAUGCCCCGCCGGCGAGCCCUGAUGUUUUCGAGCUUCCGAAGCCAAGAUCGAAAGUCGCCAAAGCUAGCGGCGGCGGGACUCUGACUUUGCUCUCAACUCCCAAAAAGCAGACUGGAGGAAGUGCCAAUGCCCCGCAAGCUGGUAAAGCAAAGCAAUUGAAACCUUGCGUUGUAUUCGAAAAUGUUGGCUGCACUGAAGCAUCAUACGAGAUCGACAUUUUCCUGAAUGGCACAAAGUCACAACUGUCCGACCCGGUCAACAAUCCCGACUUCAUCGGCAGGAUUUUCCGCAUGGGUAUGGGCAGAUCACUAGCAGGAGUCGAGUUAAAAAACAAGGGUAGAUGCCUGAAAGAAACGGUCACACGGGUUAUCGAUGCGGGAGCAGUAGUCGAUAAGAUCAAGGAGCGAGGAUGGUUCCAGGUCGUAAGGGAGCUAGAUGGCAGUAGCGAGGGGAGGCUGAUGCCAGAGCACGAGUGGAAAGCCAAGAAAGGGUUCAAGGGAAAGCUGUUGUGGAUUGCUAAACAAGACAUGGGCUAG